UAUCAAGCGACGUCCGCAGGCCCAGCGUCGACGGAGAAUUUAUGCGAUCCGUGGGGUUGGAGCGGAAGAAAGGGAUCCGGAUUGGCGAGGAGAACGAAGGCUAGCAACGCAACCAGAGAAAAGAAGAAAAAGGGGGGCAAGGGAUGGACGUGGUGAAGGCGCAGCAGAUAUCGGGGCGGGCGAUCGAGAAGGUGAUCGUGCACCCGCUCGUCCUGCUGAGCAUCGUCGACAACUACAACCGGGUGGCUCGCGACACCCGCAAGCGCGUCAUCGGCGUCCUUCUCGGCUCCUCUUUCCGUGGCACCGUCGACGUCACCAACAGCUACGCUGUGCCUUUUGAAGAAGAUGACAAAGACCCAAGCAUCUGGUUUCUUGACCAUAACUACCAUGAAUCAAUGUUUGCAAUGUUCAAAAGGAUUAAUGCAAGGGAACAUGUUGUUGGUUGGUACAGCACAGGCCCAAAACUACGGGAAAAUGAUUUGGAUAUUCAUGCGUUGUUCAACGAUUAUGUUCCCAAUCCUGUAUUGGUGAUUAUUGAUGUCCAACCUAAAGAGCUGGGAAUACCUACCAAAGCAUACUAUGCUGUUGAAGAGGUGAAAGAGAAUGCCACUCAGAAAAGUCAGAAGGUGUUUGUGCAUGUGCCUUCAGAAAUUGCUGCUCAUGAAGUUGAGGAAAUUGGAGUUGAACACUUAUUGAGGGAUGUGAAGGAUACAACCAUCAGCACUCUUGCAACAGAGGUUACUGGCAAACUUGCAGCUUUGAAGGGGCUGGAUGCAAGACUCCGCGAGAUUCGUGGUUAUCUAGAUCUUGUAAUUGAUGGAAAACUUCCACUAAAUCAUGAAAUUUUGUACCAUUUGCAGGAUGUAUUCAAUCUACUUCCAAACCUUAAUGUUAAUGAAUUAAUCAAGGCAUUUGCAGUAAAAACAAAUGAUAUGAUGCUGGUUAUAUACCUUUCUUCCCUCAUCCGGAGUGUCAUCGCACUUCACAACUUGAUAAACAACAAAAUGCUGAACAAGGAACAUGAGAAAGCCGAAGACUCCAAGCCCACUGUUGUACCGAGUGCAGCAGGAAGCUAGAAAUCAUCUACUGGUGUCGUGCUGUGGAUGGGUUGAGACGGUGUUUACGGACAAGCUCGUAGCUUUAUAUUUUGUGUACUGUUGUUGCACAGAGAUGGUGUAAUGUCUAACGUCUUUAUUGGUUUCAUUUGUUUUAGUAUUAGACUAAGAGAUUUUUUUUGGAUAAAGUUUUAUAUUUUAGUGCUUGAUCAUUUUACAAAUUUUAACUUUGAUCCUCUAAAGCUAUCUGUCUGCCACCAUAA
Molecule: messenger RNA, 1318 nt
Organism: Phoenix dactylifera (date palm)
Lineage: Eukaryota; Viridiplantae; Streptophyta; Magnoliopsida; Arecales; Arecaceae
Product: 26S proteasome non-ATPase regulatory subunit 7 homolog A
Biological process (GO): proteasome-mediated ubiquitin-dependent protein catabolic process
Cellular component (GO): proteasome regulatory particle; proteasome complex
Molecular function (GO): metallopeptidase activity; protein binding
Source: RefSeq, a predicted model, not a curated record